CGUGAUUGACAGCAAUUACAAGGCAACCUAUAUAUAGUUUAGAGUUUAAUUUGAAGUCAAAACAUGCAGUGUUCUGUAAAGUGUUAUGGCGAUAGAAUCCGCCUGCAGGUCGUAAUAGCACGUGGUUGACUGAGAUGGCGAGUAGACGUGUGUGGAGAUAUAGACAAGUUAUCAUCGUCACUGGUUUGGCGGGAACGGUGUCACUGUUUGUUAUUCUCGGAGCGACAUUCGCUCGGGACAAGUACAGAGUUGUGACAGCCACACCAUCCUGUUGUCGUCACGGUGUCACGUACGGAGGAUGGAUGACGCCCCUUGAGGAGGGGGGAUGUGUUCCCGAUACCUCAGUACACACAGGUGUGUUACAGACACAGAUGCCCACGCCAUCUUGGACACGUGUGGACUUCUCGGACACUUUCCCCGUCGGAGAUGGAGGGGGGUCAGUUAUCUCCCCUUGGAUACGCAAAAUGUCAGCCAUCAUGUCCAUGGACGUUCAAUGUAAUGAAACGUACGAAUUAGGCCACCACCCAUCACUCACAAUGGAUGUCCGUCUAGGCUACCAAAACAGGGGAGACUACACAACGCAAUGGACCCAGCUUGCCUACAGGACAAUCUCACGCCAACUCGAUUGUCGACUUAAACAUGCCCGUGUCCGUCAUGGCAAGCAGUACGAGUGUCAGUUACUUCCCUUGUUUGAGAUGUAUGACGUGAGGCACAACGUCUACAUCAUCAACAUCAGGCUGAACAACACCUUCAGCAACGCCGUCAUCCAACCUGAAGAUGUACAUCAGCUACAGCUAAUAACGAUACUCGACAACCCUGACUUCACCAAGACGUUUCUGUACAUGAAGUCGUGCAUGAUGGUGCUGAUGCUUGUAGUCACGGUCGCCUGCUUCAGAAAAAUGACAAGCAACUUCACAGACAUCCUCCUGAAUAGGACAAUUGUGGCAGUUGGGGUGAUUCAGGUCAUAUAUAACAUACCAACUGCAUGGUUGACGACAUUACCUUUCACCUACAUCAUCAACGACAUUUUGGAAGUCGGGCUACUAUUCGCCAUCUUGUUACACGGCUCAGCUCUUGUUAGCGGUGACAAAACAGAUCUCAAAGCGAGGCUGAAGAUUAACCGGAAACUGCUGAGUGUCGUCUGCCUCAUUUCUUUGUUGAUGGUGCUGUAUAGAGUUGUAAUGAGAACAAAGUCUUUGAGUGACCCCUUGUCAUCCAUGUGGACAACUGUCUUGGCGAAGCAGAUGGCGGUGUCUCUCCUCAUCCUCAUCAGUUUCUGGUUGACGUUGGUGCUGAUAUACUUGACGUGGGUGGCCACGGUCGACAGCCCUUCCCACAGACAUGGCCAGAUGCACAAUAGGAACAAUUUAAUGCUGGGAUACCGUCGUCACGUCUAUGCUGUUGCUGUAUGUUCGGCGUUGGUGUUGUCGUCCAUCGUCGUCCAUGACGUUGGCGAUGGGAUAUACAGAUGGGGAAGUGAUCUCAGCACAGACAACACUGGAGUGGUAUUAAUUGGCCUGUAUGGGUGCAUCAACGUCAACACAGCAUGGAUACUACUGACGUUCUGCAUGCCUCCACAGUGUGACCAGUCCAAGAGCACUGUGGUCUACACAACUGACGCUGGUCAGGUUGACAUCCAGACGUUCAGGAGUGAGACGGGCGGGACGCAGAGAGAGGUUGAUGUUGAGGGACUGGAGGAAAACCGCGUCCUUGUUUGUGGUGUUGAUGCUGACUAUCUUCUUGACCCGACAAUCACGACCUUGCAUGAUUGAUUAGGAACAGAGAAACUGCCUAAAA
Molecule: messenger RNA, 1797 nt
Organism: Haliotis rufescens (red abalone)
Lineage: Eukaryota; Metazoa; Mollusca; Gastropoda; Lepetellida; Haliotidae
Product: protein wntless-like
Exons: 9
Coding region: 135-1772 (545 amino acids)
Biological process (GO): intracellular protein transport; Wnt protein secretion; Wnt signaling pathway
Cellular component (GO): endomembrane system; organelle membrane
Molecular function (GO): Wnt-protein binding
Source: RefSeq, a predicted model, not a curated record